AUGACUCGCUUAGCAAGGAGUGACAUUGAAUUAGGGCACGUCACAAGCGACGCGGAUUCGCACCAAUCAAAGCACACUUCUUCGAUCCCACAAGUUGAACAACACCCCAGUGGCUACCCGCAAUUCUCGGCACUCAUUGCCUCUCAUGAUGACUUCCACCUAUGCCGGCGCUUUACCGGUCUGCGCUCCCGCCUAUUGUUAUUCAAGCAGGACAAGCUCUCCGUAUUGGAAGCCCAGCUGCAGAAGCUCGAUAUCCAAGAGCAAGACACCUUCAGCCUUGGGUGUUAUCGAAGCAGCAGCAGUGAAGCCAGGGAGCUACUCCUCGUAGAAAUUGACAAAGCACUAGCAGACUAUGACCAACUCGUUAUGCGAAACCACCAGAUGCUAAGCUUCGAAUCUCCACGACCGCAGGCAGUUUCAAGUCUCCAGAAUUGGAUCAAAGGAACGGGCAGCAUCGCCAGACGGGAAAGCGAAUAUCUGAAGCACUCAUCUGAUCUACUCGGUGCUGUGGUUGCAGAUGAUACAGUCAUAGCGUGGCUGGAACAUCUCACAGAGAAGACAUUCAUAGCUCUCCGUCAAUCGCUCGGAUGGUCCGGAUACCAGUGCGCCUCCGAUGACCCAAGAGUUCACAUCUUCUCAAAAACAAUGGUCAAACGAGCGACACGCACGUUGAUGACGCCAUUCAUCGUGACGCUCAUCCUUGCGCCCGUUAUAAUAUGUAAUCGUGUGGACAGCCUAGCUGCGCGACUCUCUACCAUCGUGGUUGCUGCAACGGUCUUCGUUGCUGUGCUGUCCGGCUCUACCAAAGCUAAGACGAUAGAAUUGGUUGUCGCAGGCGCAACAUAUACCACGGUGCUGAUAGUCUUCAUAUCGAGCAACAUGAAUACAGAGGCCUAG
Molecule: messenger RNA, 897 nt
Organism: Ascochyta rabiei
Lineage: Eukaryota; Fungi; Ascomycota; Dothideomycetes; Pleosporales; Didymellaceae
Exons: 5
Coding region: 1-897 (298 amino acids)
Source: RefSeq, a predicted model, not a curated record